This is a messenger RNA of Peniophora sp. CBMAI 1063, 1260 nucleotides long. Lineage: Eukaryota; Fungi; Basidiomycota; Agaricomycetes; Russulales; Peniophoraceae. The record is from the annotation of a GenBank genome assembly.
AUGCGCUUAUCUCCGGCGCCACCUGUCAACCGUCAAGACCAGCCGCAGGUUGUUUCCGAUGUCACCGAAGGGUCCCCACACGACGACCAGCAAUUUUUCGACGACCAUACCCUUCUGUUGAUAUCAGGACUUCUACCUGAGUCUACGCCGCCCAGCCCCUUGACUUUCGACGACUUAGAAUCCCCGUUGGGUCCAGUUCUUUCUACACGCAGCUCCAGAGAGCCCGUUGUGGCAGCCCAACCUCCCCUCGUCACGCCGAUCCAGACACCCGUCGAACACGCCGAGCCUGACUCGUACGAGCGACUUCUUAAGCCUUUGACUGGAUCUUUCUCAGAGGCCACCUCGACCGAUCUUACGCGCAUGAUAGAGACUUCUAUCCCCAAUACGUGCAGUGAUAUGGAGUGGACUACGUCCGAUGCGACUUUACAACCGGCGAGCGGGUUCAUGGACGACGAGCUGGACACGGAAACUCUCGACAGUAACGUGCUGCAGGCAGCAUCCGGCUUUAUCUCGGAUCCACCCACACCACAUCUCCAUCCAGCGUCUGCGCUAUUGGACAGUAGCUAUCCGCAACAAGACCAUCCUGCACUCGCCGCGUGUGUAACACCCGUUGCUGGCGGUUUAUCCAUGAGCAACGCAGAACCGAUGGACACCUCGUCCGAUGCACAACCGCAGCCAGCAUUCGGCAAGGCCGUCCCCCAGCCACCCAGUCGAAAGCUUGAUGCGGCCCCAGAGUCACAUAUGCACGGGAUCAAUGACCCCGAUUUAGACUCGUACAUUCGGCCUGCCACCGGGUUUGCUCCCGAUGAAGACGAGGCUGAACCGUCCGACGGACACACGGUCCUCCAACCCGUUAUUGGGUUUCUUCCCGAUGCGGACCCGCCACCACCGGAAGAUUCAGGCAUGGUGCGCGACACGCGGACACAUCACAUUGUGAGGAUAAUAUUUAUGUUGUACCUUCACAAUGAUGGUGACUUGAACCCGUCUACUUGCUUUUAUCAGACGUCAGGAGCGCCAACGAUUCAAGCUGCGGAGAACGUCGAGUCCCAAGGAUCACCCAGGGGCGGUAGAUCAAGUUCCGACGUCAAGUCCCAAGCCCCCAGAGCUCCCGAAGGGACACGGCCGCUUCGGGACGUCGUAUUUGACUUGGACCAGCCAGCUGCAUACCGCCAAGCUUGUAUGGAAGAUCUGAACGAACCAAACGAACCAAGGGGGUUUAGAGACUUUGUCAGCCGUAGUGAUGCAAGUAUAAGUAUGUAG